AAACAGAAGCUCAUAACCUAAGCGAAUGAUAUGGGCUCCAUCAAUGAAGCCGAGAAUGCCACUGAACUUGAAGCUCUGUGCAAGCAAGAUUCUUCAUGGUACCCCUGCCAUGUCUCUCUCAGCUCUACUGAAGACAGCCUAAUUGUCGACUUUGGGAGGCAGGAGUUAGAAGAUAUGGUGUUGAACAAGGAUGAAGCACUUAUGCGUCUUCGUUUUCGUUCUGGUCCUCUUCAGGGUGACGACUGCUCUCACAUUGAAGGAGAGCAUGUUCUUGCGAUACAUAAAUCACCAUUUAAGAGCUACUUAUAUGAUGCUAAGGUGGAAAAGGUAACCAGAGUGAGACACUCUACAAGGGUCUAUUGCAGAUGCAGUUUUAUGAUUCUGUGGCUUCACCCAGACUUCAAAGGACAGAUGGUCACUAUCACAUCCAGUUCAAUCAUGAAACUAGCAAGCAAAAGCAUCAAUUCCCAUCCUACUGUUGCUGCAUUAUUCAAAUCAGUUAAGCAAAUGGGUUUAUAUACUGCACCUCUCCUUCCAAUCAUGCAUGAGGACAUUGAUGUUGAAUUCGACCUCAAUAAAUUAUUGGGAAAGCAAAUAGAAGAGAUCAACAUUUCAGCUAAUAGAGUUACAAAUGAAAUUACAGUAGACAUAAUAGAGGGGGUUAAAGCUGAUAGCAGUGGACAUGUUACUGAGUCCAAAAUAGGCACUUCAAAAGCUCAGGUUUCUCAUGACCAGGAUCAAUUGAAAUCUGUUGCUAACAGAUCUGGUAACCUGGAAGUAAACAAAGAAGAUGAGGACCCACAUCCCCCUUUCUUAUCCAAACAGGAAGAGCAUUCAGAACACAGGUGUCACAUUAGUCCUCUUGCUGCCCGUGCAGCUCUGGCCUCCCUAGUAUCACUUACUCACAAGCAUAUUGCUAUAAGUGGGACAGAACUUUUCAAGUCCAGUGACAGUACUGAUUUGUCUAUUAAGGUAUCUUCUGAUAGAACCGAAUCUCCAAAGAAUGGAAAUGCAAACUUGGGCUCAGGUGCUAGAACAACUCGCUCAAGAGGUCUUAAAGGUUUUGAAAAACAGAACAGUGAUUUGCAUGAUUCUGCUGAAGCCAUCAAGUUAAGGGCCGUAACAAAUCGAGGAUGGUUGACUCGUUCAGCAGUCAAAGAAGAAAAAGAUAUAUCAUCUGUGGCAAGUAAACAUGGGUCAGAAGAGAGCGAGUCUGCUCAGAGUACAGAAUCAUAUUCUUCUGAUGGAACUGACAUUGUUCAUGGAAACAAAGUAUUGACAAAGAAGAAUGGUAUAUCAAAGAAAGCAGUCUCUUCACCACUUCAUUCAGAGAGUAAUGGCCAUAAGGAAAAUCUGACAUCUGGUGAUCUUGGGGUCAUUCAAGAUGCAUAUGUUCAGACAAAGACUUGUGCUAAAGACACCAACUCAAGCGUUUCAACCAACUUGAGGAGGUUGACUCGUUCCAGGGUCUCUUGUCAAGACAAUUUGAUAGUUCCUGAAUGCCAUGCAGUAGAAAAGGAAAAUCGUGAAUCAAAAAAGAAGAAAGCUGGCUCUGCAUCAUCUCAGAAUUACAGUACGUCAGGUGAAGAUGGUAAUAGACAGCACAACUCUGGGGUUGUGAGAAACAGUCGACAAACUGAAGGAAAAAUGUCAGGCAGUGGUGACAAUAGUCAAGGCCGGAAGAGGAAGUCUAAUUCUUCGAGUAGGCAAGAGCAACAGUUUUCUCCACAGUUAAGGUUUCUCCCUCGGACUCGUUCACAGAACAAGUCGUAAGCUAUUCCUUCUUCAUCAGCAUUACAUACAAUAAAGAACAGGCAACUUUUUGGGGGACUGAUAAGAGGUAAAACUCUAUAUUUUGUGUUGCCUAUGUCUGAGUACGAGAUUAGGAAGCUAUUAGAAGGUAUGCUUUUUUAUUUUUUGAGGUAAGAAGGUAUACUUAUUUGUAUUUGAGAUGUUACCUACUUUAGGUGGAUGCAUGAGUGAACUUGGCACUAUUUCACUGAUGGAAUAGACAACGUGGUAGAAUAACAUUCGAGAUAGCAG
Molecule: messenger RNA, 2043 nt
Organism: Fragaria vesca subsp. vesca
Lineage: Eukaryota; Viridiplantae; Streptophyta; Magnoliopsida; Rosales; Rosaceae
Exons: 5
Coding region: 31-1773 (580 amino acids)
Molecular function (GO): chromatin binding
Source: RefSeq, a predicted model, not a curated record